Pseudomassariella vexata is the source of this 1758-nucleotide messenger RNA. RefSeq lists its product as uncharacterized. Gene Ontology annotation, molecular function: hydrolase activity, acting on carbon-nitrogen (but not peptide) bonds; chitin binding. Gene Ontology annotation, biological process: carbohydrate metabolic process. Bases 267 to 1679 code for a protein of 470 amino acids. The transcript has 3 exons. The record is from RefSeq and is a predicted model, not a curated record. NCBI's taxonomy places the organism in Eukaryota, Fungi, Ascomycota, Sordariomycetes, Amphisphaeriales, Pseudomassariaceae.
ACAGCACGGCCGCUAGGAAGAUUACCACGGCGCCAACCGAAUUAUAAUGAUGCUGUCCGUGCUAAUGCCAAAGAACAAUUGGAGGUCUACCUCAGGCCGGGCACGUUCUCCUGGGCAAACUAACACGGAAUGCCGCUCCGUAGCGUAGGACAGACCAUCGAAUCCAUAUAAGUGAGGCGGUUAGGCAACAUGCAGGGCGUUGGGUCUGUGAUAUCUGUGAUGUGUGUGCAUGAUACCAAGACAGGCCUGCGCAUUCCUCGUCCAUCAUGAUGGCUCCAACAUUAGCUACUGUGUGCCUACUCGCGGCGGUCCUAUCUUUACCCGCGCUUUCGACCUCAUUAGGAGCACCUGGUACUCACUCAAGACCCGCUCGAGCGAUAUCAGCUCUGCACUUGAGUCUUCGAGAGGCAUCCGCUGGGGGGAAUUGCGGCGCCGCGUUUGGCAACGUUGUGUGCGCGGCCGGCUUGUGUUGCUCAGGUGCUGGCGUAUGUGGGACGGGACCUCCAUUUUGCAGCGCACCCGACUGCCAGCUUUCAUUCGGACCCGCCUGUGACGGCAAUCAGGUACCAUUCGGGCAAGAUACCUCCAUCGUACCACGGCCCGCCCUAGGCAAUGUGCCGUAUGGGGUGGACAUCAGUCGCUGUUCGGUGAUGGGCAAAGUUGCCCUGACGUUCGACGACGGGCCGUACAUCUACACUAGUGAGCUGCUCGACAUUUUGAAGAAGAACAACGUCAAGGCGACGUUCUUCGUCGUCGGCGACAACGGGAGCAAGGGGCAGAUCCAGGCCGACUCGAGUGGUUAUCCUGCCAUCAUCCGGCGCAUGCACGCCGAAGGUCACCAGGUCGCCAGCCACACGUGGAGUCACCAGGACUUGGGCAAGAUCACGGCGCAGCAGCGACAAGAACAGAUUAUUAAGAACGAGGUGGCGCUCGUCGACAUUCUAGGCUUCUUCCCGACCUAUUUUCGCCCACCUUACACGUCUUGUCCAGGUGAUUGCUACAGUGACUUGCGGAAAUUUGGCUAUCAUAUCGUCAAUUACGAUGUCGACACUGUCGACUGGAAGGGUGACUACACGUACUCGCAGAACGCAUUCACAUCCGCCCUUUCCAAAUACGCCCCUGCGGCAUCCUCAUGGAUAUCCCUCGCCCACGACAUCCAACCCAACACGGUCCACAGCCUGGCGCAAUACAUGAUCGACCAGAUCCGCAAAUUUGGGUACGAGCCCGUCACCGUUGGCGAGUGCCUCGGGGACCCCGCCGCAAACUGGUACCGCAACCCGGCGAAUGGGCAGGCAUGGGGCGGCAAGAGCUUAGCUCCUGCAAGCACGACGAAGACACAACCCUCAGCUGCGCAACCUACUGAAACGCCGUCUUCAUUUUUGUCCGGGAGCACUAAAACUAAUGAGGAAACCAUUGGUUCUGCCGCGUCUACGGAAGCUGCGCCAGCUGUGACACCGACACCAGCGCCUGAGGGAAGCAACUUCGGAGCUGGAACGGGAGAGUGGGCCUCGACGUCCGAGUUGGGUGCGCCGGGGGCUACGACGUUGUCUCAUGCUGGCAGUGCCGGACGCGUCGCCCCUUCGGCAUGGGGGCUGCUUUUUGGGCUGCUGGGGCUGUCAGUUUUGUAUUCAACAUUGUUAUCAACGCAACAGACCGUUUCAUGUAUCAUUGUAUCAUAGCCGGACGAAGAUGUCUGUGUAAAUGUAUCAUAGUGUAUCAAUGUGCAUAAUAGCACUGUAUUCCUUCCCAUGAGUCGAA